GUUUACCAGCAAGUUUGUCAGGCCUGCUGCGCUGUUCACUAGCUGCAGACAAUUAAAGCUUAGACUUAAAGUCUCUAAAGCCAAUAAUGCAUUAAGAAGGCAGUGAUGGAGUCUGCAGGACAAGUUACUGAGAGCGACCCUCUGAAGAGGGAAGAAGAUGGUACAAAAACUGUCACGGCACCGCCAGCAACAGAUAUAAAAAACAGGAAAUGGAAAGAAGGCUUGGGUUGUUCCCGAAUGUCCCACUGGAGGACCGCAGUCUUCUUCCUGUCCUUGUUCCUCUGCCUCACCAUUGUGUUUGCCUUCUCCUUCAUCCUCCCUUGUCCCGUCAGACCACAAUAUCUCAUUAUCUGGAACAGGACUUUUUCAGACGCAGCCACCUAUGACUUCCUUGCUAUUGAACAUGCAAGCCAGGACAAAGUAAUGGAUGUCCUUUUUGUCCUGAAAAACACAAACGGCACACAAAACAAAUCAUGCGCUGACGCAGGCCUGCCUUCGCCGUGUUUAUUUGUGAUGGCGGUGGACGGCACUGAUGGAGACACGCUGUGGGAGAGGCCACUGGGUUCUGAGUUCCACUGGGCUCAGUGUGGUCUGGAGCACAGGACACCGGCCAGCUGGCACUGUCUGCUGUCCCAUUCAGACAACCUCACAGCCAUUGACAAAAACACAGGUCAUGUCGUUUGGCAGCAGCCUCAGCCGACUGGUCUCCUGAGCUCUUUGCCGGUCCUCAGUGUCCCAGAUCUGGACGGUGACAAGGUUGCUGAUGUGGUGCUGGUGGCAUCAGACAACACACAGACUCAGAUUAUAUUGCUCUCAGGGAAGACAGGCGCUCAGAUCGGUUCCACUGUGGUUCUUGACUCCUUCAAGUCAGCAAGUCAUCUUGUCCAUCUCAGUAAAGAGGGUUCUUACUACGUGCUACUGCAAAACGACACAGGUGUGCACGGACUGGCACUGUGGAGGAUCGCUGCCGAGGCUAAAGCUGAGUUGAACGCUAACCUCAAGAAGGACAAACACUUGGAGAAAAAGGCCGAUGCUGCGACCGGACUUGUUCUCAUCCAUGAGUCUGAUGCUGUGAGUUUGCUCCGAACUCAAGACACCGAUGAUUCAUCCGACCUGCUGGUUGUGUCUGGGAACGAGGUGGCUUUAGUCGAUGGAGGGAAACUGCAGCUACGGUGGACAUUUAACAUCAGCUCAGUUCUUGGCAUGCCUUCCUUUGGUCACUUUAACAAAGACAAAGUCCUUGACGUUGUGGUUGAAGAAGAUAUAGGCAACUACACAAAGAGGAUAAUCAUCCUGAACGGGGCGUCUGGCGGCGUGCUGUGGGAGCUCCAACUUCUCGCCAGCGCCAACGCCAACUCUCCCAGGCCCACCUCGAUCCACACCACCAACUCCUACUCGAUCUUCAUGUUUUGGGGCUUGAUGCCGUCAGAGUCCAACUCAUCUGAAUUAAUACAGACUGACCGACGCUCUUACAUGCUGCAUCCCCUCUACCCUAAAGUUCUCCUCGAGUUCACCAACGCCUUGGACCACAUCAUAUCCUUCAAAGCCACGCUCAUGGAGCAUGGACGCCACGCAGCUUACCUCCUCUUGACGGGUCCUGAGAAUGAAGGCACCGAAGGCACCGUGAUCCUCAUUAAGCGGAAGCUGAAGCAGGAUGUCCCGCUUUGCAAAGUUCUUCGUACUGGCACCAGUGGGGGAUCGGCAACCGACGAGGACAUCAUAGAGGCCUUUAAUCGACUCCGCUUCAGCGACUGGUGAACGGGUUUGAUGUUUGUUGGCUCGGCUGGACUUUAAAACCAAAGCAUGGGAGUCCGUUGUGCCUUCCCAGCUGUUAACCAAAGACAAACCUUUUUGUUUCGAGGUUUUGAGCUUUAAUUUAGGCGACGAUUAGACCUGGUCGCACAUAAACCGUACAAUGAAAAGGUGAAGAAGCUGCUGUUUGCUGACGAUCAACUCUAAAAAGCCUUCACUGCUGCACUGUGAUUAAGUUCAUGCGU
Molecule: messenger RNA, 1997 nt
Organism: Nematolebias whitei (Rio pearlfish)
Lineage: Eukaryota; Metazoa; Chordata; Actinopteri; Cyprinodontiformes; Rivulidae
Gene: fam234a
Product: family with sequence similarity 234 member A
Exons: 12
Coding region: 106-1758 (550 amino acids)
Molecular function (GO): protein binding
Source: RefSeq, a predicted model, not a curated record